This is a messenger RNA of Catharus ustulatus (Swainson's thrush), 2711 nucleotides long. It is a transcript of the gene BEST3, whose product is annotated as bestrophin 3. The record is from RefSeq and is a predicted model, not a curated record. The transcript has 10 exons. NCBI's taxonomy places the organism in Eukaryota, Metazoa, Chordata, Aves, Passeriformes, Turdidae. Bases 152 to 2140 code for a protein of 662 amino acids. Gene Ontology annotation, molecular function: chloride channel activity.
ACCCCUUGCUUCAGGUUAAGGGAAGAGCAAGGUGAUUAUUGUGGAUCUGAAGGGGACUUGGUUUAGGACGUCUGAGAAAGAGGAAGGGUCCAGGAUUUGCCUUCAGGCUUGGAUUGCUGAAUCAAAAUAGCAGGCCCAGCCUACCACGACGAUGACAGUCACUUAUUCCAGCAAAGUAGCAAAUGCCACUUUCUUUGGAUUUCACAGAUUACUCCUAAGGUGGAAAGGCAGCAUCUACAAAUUGCUGUACAGAGAAUUUAUUGUUUUUGCUACUCUUUACACAGCGAUAAGUGUAUUAUACAGAUUUUUUCUUACAGGUAGCCAAAAACGGUUCUUUGAAAAACUGUCAAUUUACUGUGACAAAUAUGCUGAACAAAUCCCAGUAACUUUUGUGCUUGGUUUCUAUGUUACUUUGGUGGUGAAUCGCUGGUGGAACCAGUUUGUGAACUUGCCGUGGCCAGACCGGCUGAUGCUGCUCAUCUCCAGCUGUGUGCAGGGCAGAGAUGAGUACGGGCGCUUGUUAAGGAGGACUCUCAUGCGUUAUGUGAAUUUAACAUCUCUGCUCAUCUUUCGCUCUGUCAGCACAGCUGUGUACAAAAGGUUCCCCACCAUGGACCAUGUGGUAGGAGCAGGUUUUAUGACAAGACACGAAAGAAAACUUUUUGAUGACCUUAAGUCUCCCCACCUGAAAUAUUGGGUCCCAUUUGUCUGGUUUGGAAAUUUGGCAUCAAAGGCACGAAAAGAGGGAAGAAUUCGAGACAGUGUGGAUCUGCAGACACUGAUGAAUGAGAUGAAUAAGUACCGGUCUUGGUGUAGCCUUUUGUUUGGUUAUGACUGGGUUGGAAUUCCACUGGUCUAUACCCAGGUUGUUACUCUUGCAGUCUAUACCUUUUUCUUUGCCUGCCUGAUAGGGCGUCAAUUUUUGGAUACUGACCAAGGGUAUCAGGGACAUGACUUAGAUAUUUACAUUCCAAUCUUCACUCUGCUGCAGUUCUUCUUCUACGCAGGAUGGCUCAAGGUCGCUGAACAACUCAUUAAUCCAUUUGGAGAAGAUGAUGAUGAUUUUGAAACUAACUGGUGCAUCGACAGAAAUUUACAGGUUUCACUUCUGGCGGUGGAUGAGAUGCACAUGAACUUGCCAAGGAUGGAGAAAGAUAUUUACUGGAAUGAUACCUCUGCCCGGCCACCCUACACAAAAGCAGCUGCGGAUUACUGUAUUCCUUCAUUUCUUGGAUCGACUAUUGAAAUGGGGCUGGCUGAUACCGAAUUCCUCUAUGGGGAAGAGUGGCCUUGGGAAGAGGAGAAGCACCAUAGACAGUAUUCAGUUUUGAGAAGAGUCAAGAGGUUUCUCAGUGUCCAUGAGAGUCCUUCGUACCCAACUCACCAGCGCUACAGUCGGCAGACGAGUGAGAACUCCGUGUUUUUCCCAGCAGAUGAAAAGGGGCACAUCCGACGGCUGCAGGAAAUGCACACAAGAGGGAGGCACUCUACCUCCAGCUUCAAGAAGAAAUAUGAAGGAGUUACCAGAAGUAGCAGACUUCAUAGUAGCCGAGAGCUAGGACCCAUAACAGAAACCUCAAGGAAUGAGGCACAGUUUGAUGACAGUGACACCUCAUCUGAGACAACCAGGCCAGUUCCUGAGGUUGCCAUUUCUGAAGCCCAGGAGACUGAACCUGAUGUGCCAACAGAGCGCUCUGCAAGCGUGCCAGAAGAGAAGCUCCAAAGGAUCCUAGCUGAGGCAAAUGUGGCUCUUCUGAACCAACACUUUUUGCCCCCAGAAAUGACUCCAUACCUCUCAAGUUCAGAGGUGCAUCAGUCACUUCCUAGUGUGAUAGGAGAGCCCAAACACGAGCCCCAGGUUAGUAACAUAGCUGGUCUCAUAACAGAUCAUGAGAGAAACCUUCAGCGAUGGAGUUUACCAAGCUUCCACAGUCCUAAUACGGCAUCAAAUGCUGAUGCUCCACUGCCUUCAGCAGAUUCUGGGACAACUUCACAGCAAAGGACAUUCAGUGAUGGAAAAAGUGUUACUUCUGCUGCUGCUCCACAAACAUUUGAGAUGCAGGACUUGUGGGGAAACGUGGACAGUAAAGAAACAGCCAUAGUAGAGUUUUCUAAUGAGGAGAGUGGAAGAAAACUUUGACCAUUCUUCCUCUAGGUUUGACUGAACUUAUCUUCUCUUGAUCAUGAUUCUCACACAAAUUUGCUGAAAGUGCAGAAGGUUAGACUUGAUACUCAGACAAGUAAUGAACAAGAUCCAGCAGAAGAUUUGGGCACCUAAAUAGGAGGCAUUGUGGUGACAUACUUUAAGCCACUUGGUCACUGGCUUGAAAUCUGUGACCCUGUGGGAAAUACAUUUACAGGGAGAACCGUGAGCCUCAGGAUGUAUGUGGCAGUGAGCUGUGUACACAUAACUAGAGGAAACACUAAGUUGGAUAUACACUCAACUCUGCUGCCUUUGUCUGCUCCAACAGCUUAAGAUCCAUGACAUCCCUGUAAGAUCUACCAACAGUGUUGGUUUCUACUCAAGUGGCUUAAAGGCAAGAUGUGGGUUCAAUCUGGAGAGAUUCAGCCCACCAUCUCUCACUGUCUGGAGGAACACUUGAAAAAUCAGGCCUCUCAUGUAGGACAGUAUUCUGCCCCACUCCUGAUGAAGUUAUGCCGCUAAAGAGUAGAAAAAAAUAAAAGGAUUAAAUGUUUAAUCUAAUUUUUUA